Molecule: messenger RNA, 1032 nt
Organism: Mesorhabditis belari
Lineage: Eukaryota; Metazoa; Nematoda; Chromadorea; Rhabditida; Rhabditidae
Source: the annotation of a GenBank genome assembly
AUGGCAUCUACAAAUCUAUCCUUUUCCAAUCGUCGACUUCACUUUGAGGAUUUGCCCAAUGAGUUGAUCGUGAAAAUCGCUGCCUUGCUACCAUGGACGAAUAUUUUCACAUUACAAAGAGCAUCUCGGAGAUUAUAUCGAGUAUUGAAUGGAAAUCAGCAAAUAUUCCCGAAGAUUUUCGAUUAUGUCAGCUUUGAGAAAGAACACGCAAAGGAGGUCUACAUUUCUUGGAGAACAAACGGGAUCUAUCAACAUCGAAUGCUUAAUGAAAUUGAUGAGGCCGAUUUCAAGGGUUCAUCAAUCAUCAAGACCUUCUACUUUUCUCCAUUACCAGCAAAGAAAGAUAAAACAUACUAUUGUCUCGAUGCUAAUGUGUUUGUUCAAAAUGGUGGAAUGGAGAUGUUAAAAAAAAUCUCGAAAGCUCAAGUUUAUGAGUUGGAUAUCAAGGCACCACGGAAGACGACUGUUGCAUCUUUUGGAGGAGAAAGAGCUUUUGGCUGCAGUACAUAUCAACAGCUGUUGAUUCAAAACCUAAAGCCUCGAUAUCUUCAUUAUCACUGGAUGGACGGUCAGUACUCGAUUCGGAUGCCAAGCGAUUGUGAGAGUUGCAUAGAGAGGGGAGAAUGGUGGAACAAUGCUAGGAGAAUGUAUGGUGGCAAAUGGGUGGGACGAGAUCUGAUGGAGCAUGAGUUGCCAAUAUACAUGACUACUUGGUCACUUCGGCAGUUUAUUCGUGCUCUCCAUCUUUGCCAGAUCUCGAUGACUGGAGGAGGGGUGGUGCUGACGGAAUUUCGAGCUGAUAACAUGAAAAUUCUGGUAAAAGACCUCAGUCGAUACUUGAAUUCGAUGAAGAAAUUCACAAAUAUCCGAUCAGAUUUCGAGAUCAUCGAGAAGAGAACCCUUGUACUCUUUGUGAAAGCUGGAAAAGACUCAAUCUUGAGGCUUAAACUAAUGCAUCGACCAAAUAUUGAAGUUAUCGAGGAAAAUCUCGACCAGUAUGACUGUGCCUAUCUAGCCAAGGCGAAACAUUUA